Molecule: messenger RNA, 1080 nt
Organism: Loa loa (African eye worm)
Lineage: Eukaryota; Metazoa; Nematoda; Chromadorea; Rhabditida; Onchocercidae
Exons: 10
Coding region: 1-1080 (359 amino acids)
Biological process (GO): maturation of 5.8S rRNA; maturation of LSU-rRNA
Cellular component (GO): Las1 complex; preribosome, large subunit precursor
Molecular function (GO): endonuclease activity
Source: RefSeq, a predicted model, not a curated record
AUGUUAACGAAAUAUGCCAGUCGAAUUAUAAGUUCAAAUCAAUUGCAUCAGCUGUUGGUGGUUGGAAUUCCACAAUGGGUAGUUGAUAUUCGACAUGGUGCAACUCAUUCGCAUCUUCCACCGUUAGAAAGUUUACGCCAAGCAGCGACAUAUUGUCGAAAUUGGCUUUGGGAGCAUCACUGGUCAAGACCAGUAGCCGAGGCUAUUGGGCUAAAUUUAAAUAUUCAGAAUGCGAAUGAUGAAAAUGAACUGCAAAAGGAAGCCGCUUACUUAAUUGACCGAUUCAUGCUUCAUUCUUUACAACAGAAGAUAUUGACGAAAAUGGAGACAUUCAUCAUGUUGCACCCUUGGGAAUUCUUGGGAGCAUUUUUACAGGAAGGUUAUUUAAUUUUAAACGCGAAGCAAAUUAAAUCAAUUGAUUGUAAUUUAUUUUCAGAAAAUGAGGAUAUAUGGAUUAUCCCAGAAGAUUUGCAGCUUUUCUGGAAGCCAAUCUUUCAUUACUUGAAUGAAGCGAAAAUGUUACCCGAGUUACUUUUCCAGCUUCUUGAAACUACAUCAGACGGUGAAAUACAACCGAUACGGAAAAGACAACUAGUUGGAUGGAGUGACCGAAUGUUAAUUGCAUAUGUAGAAUCAAACGUUUUAACUCAAUCUGAGUGGGAAAGAAUUUUGAAAGCGAUGAUGUUGGCUCCAAAAGAAUUAAGAGAAGUCUAUUUUGAUAAAGUUUUGGUAAAAAUUGAAAAAAUGACAAAGAAAGAGCAGGACGCUUUGAGACAGCUAGUAGUUCUGUCAUCGACAAAGACAAUUGCCUCAGAAAAAUCAGUAUCUCAGGAUCCCUCCAACAUCGCUGCAUCAUCUUUCAAAACUGUCGAAGACUUGCGAAAAUUAAUGAUGCAGAAAGAAAAUGAAAAACAACCAGAAACAAGAGAUUCAAGCAAUACACAUCGUUGGUCAACCUGUAAUCCAUUGGAAUGGAAAGGUAUACCACUCGGGUUAACACCUGAGCAAAGUACUGAAUCCUUAUAUCUGGUUGUUGAACCUGAAGUGACGCGAGUGUGGAAACGUCAAUGUGUUGCCUAA